Colletotrichum tamarilloi is the source of this 1137-nucleotide messenger RNA. RefSeq names its product alcohol dehydrogenase GroES-like domain-containing protein. Bases 1 to 1137 code for a protein of 378 amino acids. Gene Ontology annotation, molecular function: zinc ion binding; oxidoreductase activity. The record is from RefSeq and is a predicted model, not a curated record. NCBI's taxonomy places the organism in Eukaryota, Fungi, Ascomycota, Sordariomycetes, Glomerellales, Glomerellaceae. The transcript has 2 exons.
AUGUCACUCAAUCUUUCCUGGCCAGCCGCGACCAUGCGCGCAGUUGUUUACCAUGGCACGCCUUUCGAAAUGAUGGUUCAAGAUGUCGCCAAGCCAGCCAUCCUGAAAGAGACGGAUGUCGUUGUGCGGGUGACCACCGCGGCCGUAUGCGGAUCCGACUUGCACAUCUACCGCGGCUACAUGGGCGGUGCGGUGCCAUGGAUAAUGGGCCACGAGGCCGUCGGCUACAUCUCGGAGAUCGGCGAUGCCGUGUCCUCCUUCGCCGUUGGGGACUAUGUCAUCAUUCCCGACACCGUGUCUGAGGAUCAUCUGGAGAUGGUGCCGAGGUCGAAGGAAUACUUUGGUUUCGGGAACAGUGAAAUGGGUCUCGCUGAAUACGCGAGGGUCCCUUUCGCUGAGGCCAACCUGAUCCCCAUCCCGUUGACUCAUGACACCGCCAACUCGACGAUCGAGCGCGACUACCUGACCGUUUCGGACAUCUUCGCUACGGGAUGGGCCGGCAUCGACUACACCGGAUUCGAACCCGGCGAUUCCGUCGCCGUUUUCGGGGCGGGUCCCGUUGGGCUGCUGUCUGCCUACUCGGCUAUUCUGCGUGGAGCGUCCAAGGUCUACGUCGUCGACCAUGUGAAAGAACGCCUUGCUCUCGCCGCUUCCAUCGGCGCCAUCCCGAUCAACUUUGCUGACGAAGACCCCGUCGCCCAGAUUCUGGCUCGUGAGCCGGACGGGGUCAUGCGCACUGUAGACUGUGUCGGCAUGGAGGCGUUGAACUCGAGUCUUGAGAUGGACGAGAGCACUAUCACACAACAGAUGAUUGACGUGGCGCAUUUUAAGGGAGGCAUGGGCCAACUGGGCGUGUAUAGUUCGCAGGACGAUUCGCCUGGCGCACCGUACGGCAGCGACAUCUCGCCCACGAUUUCCUUCCCCGUCUCGUCCUUCUUCGCCAAGGGCUUGAGUUUCCGAACAGGAGCCGUUGAUCCCAAGCCGUACGCUCCCCAGUUGAUCGACCUUAUCAACAGCGGCAAAGCCCACCCAAGCUUUGUGAUCAGCGCAGUUAUUGGCAUCGAGGACGCACCAGAGUAUUACAAACGCUUCAAUGAAAAGAAGGAAACCAAGGUAGCCAUCCGCUUUCCGGAGUAG